Molecule: messenger RNA, 2357 nt
Organism: Aphis gossypii (cotton aphid)
Lineage: Eukaryota; Metazoa; Arthropoda; Insecta; Hemiptera; Aphididae
Product: X-linked retinitis pigmentosa GTPase regulator-like
Exons: 13
Coding region: 127-1683 (518 amino acids)
Source: RefSeq, a predicted model, not a curated record
AGUAUUUUAGUUGUUAUGAUGUUCAGGCGUAGGUAGUCAUAUUCGCUUGGCAACCACGUGUGUAACUACCGUAAACACAAUGUGCGGUACGUUUUCUGGUUGCCUAUAAAUCACCACGCACUGUUCAUGUUAGCGCAAGGAUUUUGUUCCGGAAAAUAUCAGUGUGGAAAAUCGCGGGUCGUCGACAUGUCCGAAGAAGACGUGAUACCUGAAACCGGAGCUGUUUUCACGUAUGGCAAAAGUAGUUUUGCAGACAAUAUUCCGAGUCACUUUUUCAUCAGAAACGAUCCAGUGAUCGAAAUAAGUUGCGGGGAAGAACAUUCCGGAAUCGUCUGUAAAAACGGAAGAGUGUUUUGUUUUGGAAAAAAUAGUUUCGGACAACUUGGCCUAGGACAUACGGAAAAUGUUUACAAGCCUAAUUGCGUUAAAAGUUUAAAACCAGAUAAGGUGAAGCAUAUCGUCUGUGGACGGUCACACACAAUUGUUUCAACAGAAAAUAACAUUGUUUAUGGAUUUGGCGAUAACAGCGACGGCCAACUCGGACUAUCGGCAUCAGAGGUGACUUACAGCGACGUGCCUAUUGAAGUUACACGUUUCAACGAUAAGAAUAUCAUUCAAUUAUCAGCCGGAUCCUAUCAUACGGCGGUUCUUAUAGAAAACGGCGAUGUUUACAUCUGGGGCUCGAACAGAGACAGACAACUAGGAUUGAAUUCAUUGGACGCUGAUUCGGUCAACGUCAGUGUGCCGACCAUCGUGCCGAUUACUCUACCUGUCGUGUAUGUAUCUUGCGGACACAUUCACACAGCAUUUGUCACGAAAAACGGAGACUUGUAUACGUGCGGCGAUCGAGAGUAUGGAAAACUUGGCCAUGGCUUGUGGUCACUUAGUCGAGUCGAUACAACCGAGAAGAUCGUUAAAGUCGCUUGCGGGGCUAACCACACGAUUGCAUUGAAUGAUGCGGGAAAAGUCUUCGUUUGCGGUAACAAUGAUUGUGGACAAAUAGGUCUGCGAAGUGUUACAUCACAAGGUCAUCUGUACCCUUGUCCCAUUACAAAUGAACCGAUCGUUCAGAUUGUAUGCGGCCAGAGCCACAGUGCUUUUAUUACCGCAAGCGGUAAACUAUUUAUGUGUGGUGAUGGAAAAUAUGGAAAGCUCUGCAUAGAUGACAAUCAAAUAACAACUCCAACGCUAGUAUUGGCGUUCGUAGACAAAAGUUUAAAAGUACAGAUGGUCAGUUGUGGAGGAAAUCAUACUUUAAUUCACGCCGAGCCUUUCGAAAACGAUCUCUCCAAUAAUAGUUUACAACAAAUAAAAUCGUCUGACACCUUGCCUCCAUUAAAGGUUGUGAAAAAGAUAAUCGAAGAGCGAAAAGAAAAUAUUGAACCAUUUACAUCGAUUACUUUAGCUAAUGAUAACGAUUCUGAAGCAUUAAACGUAGUCAAAGAAAGCGUAAAAGAAAUCAACACAAAUAUGAUCGAUCAACAAAUUAAAGUGGAUAAAAAAUCGUUCAAUGAUAUUAUACCAAGAAUAAAAACCACAAAUAUAGAUGAUAAAUCGACAGAAAAGGAAGUAAAAAAUACAAACAUGUUGGUAACUAAUGAGAAAAACGAAAAAAAAAUUGUAAAUAAAUCAAAAUACCCUAGAAAUGAGAGAGUACGGUCUCGCUUGUGUAUAGUCAUUUAAAAAAAAAGAUACAUACUUAUUAGUUGUUAAUAUAGUUAUUACAAUAUAUUAUUAUCAUAUACAUAUUAUAUAUUUAUAAUAUAAAUUAUAUUACUUGGAUAAUUUUUAGUUUUAUGUAUUUACAAUUUUAAUACUGACUAUGUAUAAUGUUAUUAAUAUGUAUUACAUUUAAUCUCAUUGUUAAAUUAAGAUUUACAUAGUAUUUGUAUUACUAUAUUAUAUUCAUUCAUUUAGACAUACUUUAAACAUUAUUGUUUUGAGUGAAGGCUGUUGAUUGAUUUUUUUUUUCAACAUUGUUCUAAAUAGUUUUUACAGUUUUUAGCUUAAUUUUCAAUUGUAGAUAUUUAUAUCAAAGAUAUUAUAAUAUCCGUUUUAAAAAUAUUCUUCUCAAAUGUUAAUUUGCAAUAUAUACGGCCAUACGGAUGUACGUGUUGUUUACAAAGUAAAUACAGAUAUCAUACUGCAAUGACACACCUUCGUUUGAAUUUACAGUAGGUAGGUAUCAGGUAUUACAGCAUAUUAUAUAGCAGUCCCUGCAUGUACUAUCUGAAAUACUAAUCAAUAAAUUUAAUGAUAAAUAACAUCUCGACUGUCUAAAAUAUACUAAUGUACAUUGUAUAAUAAAUAAAACGUGUCACAUAAUAAACAAUUGAAAUGUUUUUUAAAUAUCAUUU